Molecule: messenger RNA, 2729 nt
Organism: Argiope bruennichi
Lineage: Eukaryota; Metazoa; Arthropoda; Arachnida; Araneae; Araneidae
Product: apoptosis regulator Bcl-2-like
Exons: 2
Coding region: 159-797 (212 amino acids)
Biological process (GO): negative regulation of intrinsic apoptotic signaling pathway; intrinsic apoptotic signaling pathway in response to DNA damage; extrinsic apoptotic signaling pathway in absence of ligand
Cellular component (GO): mitochondrial outer membrane
Molecular function (GO): protein homodimerization activity; protein heterodimerization activity
Source: RefSeq, a predicted model, not a curated record
CGACCGGCCGCUCGUCAACAAAUUGGUAGAUAUAUUGCGAGCAAGAGGAAGUGUGUGGAGUGCCCGUUCGUAGGUUAAAAAGUAUUAAUUGACUUAGUGUUUGAAGAUCAUGUUAAUAGUGAAGUAGGAAAUUGCAUGUUAUAUUGGUUUGCAGAAAUAUGGCUGAUGUUGGGAAAAGCAAUAUUGGAACUCACUUUAAUAGUAUGAAUGGUGACGGCAGUGCUAUUGAUCCUAACGUUGCCGCUUUAAUAUCCGACUAUCUGCAGUACAAGCUCGGCCAGUGUGGUUAUCAAUGGACGAGUCCUUUGACAGCCUAUGGAGCCGGUAACACUCUGCCCCCUAAAGUGGGAACUUCUUUGCGUGCUUUAUCGGAAGAGUUCACUUCUCAAUUCAAAGAACAGUUCGUAGAAAUGUGCGAGAAAUUGAGCAUCAAUGCUGAAAAUAUGAAAGGAACUCUUGACGGUGUGGCAAAUGAACUUUUUUCUGAGGGUAUUAAAUGGGCACGUAUUGUGGCCCUCUUUGUCUUCGGAAGUGAACUGGCAAUUCACUGUAAAAACAGAAACUGUCUUGAUUUAAUUAAUAUAAUAGCUUAUUCAUUAGCGACUUAUAUAACGGAAAAGCUUUUACCAUGGAUUAACGAUCACGGAGGCUGGGAAGGUCUUGUCCACUUCAACGAUGGAGGGGGUAUCGACAGUGGACCUGAUAGAGAUAAGUGGCCAUCUCUGAGGAACAUCAUCUGCUUAGGAGUCAGUGCUUUGGGUGCCAUAACACUGGGUGCUGUCCUUGCCAAGUCAUAAAAAUAGCCUUUAGCAUAUGCCCAGAACCAAUUUUAGAGCUACAACCCACCCGAAAUUGCUUGUGCAGUUAUUUUCUGUGGGUUGUAGCUCUAAAACUGGUUCUGGGCAAAUGCAAAGAAUUAAUAUUUUUCCUGCCUUGGUGUGGAGCGGACAUUGAUUCCCGUUUGGAGGACUUCAUUCAGCCAAUUGGACCCCAUCAACUCCUCCUAGUGAGACAAGAAUCUAUCUCCACUCAAGGAAAAGGAGUGGAUGAAGUGAAUCUCAAAUUUCAUGAUGUCCGAAUUGAUACCACAUAAACAUACCUCAUCUUUUGGAAUUUCUUUUGUGAUUUUCGUCAGAGUGGAAACCUUUUCGUGUGCUGUGUGAAUAAUGUGUGUUCAAUGGGAAGCUAGCUAACUAUACGUAAACUUCUCUUCAGAUUACUAGUGAAGAGCACUUCUGUUAAACCUUUGUGAAGUUCUUGCUGACUACCAGUGCUUUGCUUGAAGGCAGUGAACGUCAGUGCUAGCCCGGCUCUUUAUGUUCAUUUGUGAUUGAAGACUUAACUUGUCCUUCAUGGGAUAAAUAAUUUCUUUGAUUUUAAUUAAUUGCAUAUACAAUUAUAAUGAAUUUAAAUGAUUUUGUGAUUUUAUCAAAAUAGCAUUUCAUUUCAUCAAUGAUAUGUUGGCAUGCAGUAUUAUGGGCAGUAUAUAUAUUAUAUAUGAUGUAUGUAUCUGCUGGUACAAAAGUUAUGUACAUGUAACAGAUUGGUAUAGCUUGUGAUUGUCAAUUGAAUCAAAAUCGUAUUCAUGUGCGAGUAUCGAUAUGUUUUUAUGUUUUUAAACAAGUGUCAAGAAGUGUGCAAUCUAGUUAAACAAUGCAAUCUUGUGUUCUUUGUUUUGGGAUAUGUUUCAUUAGUCAUGUAAAAAGUGGUUCCUGAAAUUUGCAAAAUUUCUUAUCAAAUGAAUAUGAUCUUUAAAAUACGUCUGUGGAUUGGAUGUGAAUAUACAAAAUUUCCUACAUUUUGUGAUGAGAUCUACUCCCAUGUUGUGUUUCCAUUUCCUACUACUGCAAGUUUGUUUCCUUUAAAUAUACAUAUUCUGUACAUAUUUUUAAAAAAUGAAAUGCAGAUAAUGCCAUGCUUCAAUGACUAACUGUAUUUUUGUCCUUGCUGUUUCAGUUUUUUCCGAGCAGCUUGGUUAAAUUUUAUGCAGAUAUGUAGUUCCUACUUAUGUAGCAAUGGGAGUUAUUAACUUUAAAGAAUUCAAAAAAUAUCUAAGAAGUUUUUUGAGCAUUUGUAAUUGAUAUGGAGAAGUAAGGACUUAAGAUUUAAAUGCAAUUAAUUGCAAAUGUUAUAUCAUUUUCUAAUGCAGUGAAAGUACUAUUUAAAUUAGCAGUCAUUUUUUUAACAUCUUAAUUUGGUCAGGUAUUUAUUUUUAUUCCAAAGAUUGUUAUUGAUUUUUAUAUGAAAUUUAGGCAGCUCUUGUGUAUUUAUCAUUUAUUGUGUAUAUUGUAUGAAAUCAUCUUCAUUCAUUUUGUAUAUGUAUUCACUUAAUUUCAUUCAUGUUUUCUUAUGUGUUUGCUUUUUUUUACACUUAGAAGAUUUAAUUUCUUUGUCACCUCUUUUUUAUUGUAGUUAUCAUUUGAAAGUUGCAAUCUAUUUUUGGAUAAUUUUUAUGCUUUUUCAUGUGGGUUGUUGAAUGUAUAUUAUUAAUGUAUAUUUUUAUCUCUUUGUAAAGAUAAUUCUGUACAUAUCUCUUGCUGUGUGCUAAUUUCGUCCUUUGUAUCUAUUGUUUAAAUGAAAAGUCGCAAGUAGCAUAAUGAGGAAAUUACAAUGAGCAAAUUAAAUCUUUUGUUUUAAUAAGGAAACAUUUGCAAAUAGAUAAACGAAGAUUUUGAUGUAAAGUUUAAUAAAUGUCUGCUGUCUGUUCUUAAUAAACCUGAUGAUAUCAA